AGAGAGGUACCUGUCAUUUUCUGCUGUCUACACCGAGCCCGUUCCGGUUUCUCGUCGACGCAAGGAAAAGCGCUUUGCGACACGUUUCCCAGUCGCGGCCGAUGUUUGGUUUACGUAGAUAGUCGCGCUGUUGCCCUUUUCACCGGCGGAACUGGCGAGGGAUGUGACGGACGGAUGGCGCCUUCUCGAGUCGACAAGCCGAUCUGAGUCACCGCCAACACAACCAGAACGGAAAGAGCCACCGAACGCCCCCCGUGGCACGCACGAACGUCUGCAUAGAUCGCAGCUUCCCUCUGCUCUUGACCUUGACACCGGCUUGCUUGGACCCGCCCCUCGUUAAUCCUCCUCCCUCCUCCCUCUCCCUCUCCUUCUUUCCCCUCUCCCCCCUCUCCCUUCUCUCUUCCCUCCUCCCUCCUCCCUCCUCCCUUACUCGUCCUCACCUCACCUUAUUCCCCUGCCACGAGAGCACCCCCCCCCUCCCCCUUCCCUCCCUUUCCCCCCAGAGGCAAGCAGAGAGAGGAAAACAGAAAUACGCAUGGCUCCGUCAGCCGAGCCAGCAGACGGCGUCGCCGGCGCGUCAGCGUGGACGCCGUCGUCCUGGCGGACGAAGCCCAUCAAGCAGCCGGCCGAGUACGCCGACCCGGCCGCGGUGGACCGCGCCACCGCCGAGCUUGCCCGCCUGCCGCCGGUCGUGCACCCCCACGAGAUCGCCCGGCUGCGCCGCAGCCUGCGCGAUGUGGCCCGCGGCGACGCCUUCCUGCUGCAGGGCGGCGACUGCGCCGAGCUGUUCGACUACUGCCGCGCCGACGCCGUCGAGUCCAAGAUCAAGCUCUUGCUGCAGAUGAGCCUCGUGCUCAUCUGGGGCGCCGACAAGCGCAUCGUCCGCAUCGCCCGCCUCGCCGGCCAGUACGCCAAACCCCGCUCCAGCCCCACCGAGGUCCUGCCCGACGGCCGCGAGGUCCCCUCGUUCCGCGGCGACAUCCUCAACGGCUAUCACCUCGAGGAUCGCGAGCUCGACCCCCAGAGGCUCGUCAAGGCUUACCACCACUCGGCCGCGACGCUCAACUACGUGCGCGCUUCCAUCGCCGCGGGCAUCGCCGACCUGCACCGGCCGCUGAACUGGAGCCUGGGCCACGUCCAGGACCCCGUCCUCAAGGCCAAGUACACCGAGGCCGUGCGCUUCCUGCAGGACAUGCUGCGCUUCAUGCACACUAUCGGCGCUGACCGCAGCCCCACGCUCGACACCGUCGACCUCUUCACCAGCCACGAGGGUCUGCUGCUCGAGUACGAGGAGAGCCUCACCCGUCUCAUGGAGCGCCCGCCGGUCCCGCCGGACGAGAAGGACUACGACGAAGACGACGAAAACGGCACCGGAGUCGGCGACAACGGCGCGCCGCGCACCGAGUACUACGACACCUCGGCCCACUUUCUCUGGAUCGGCGACCGUACCCGGCAGGUCGACGGUGCCCACGUUGAGUUCUUCCGGGGCAUCGCGAACCCGGUCGGUGUGAAGGUGGGGCCGACGACGCCGGUGGCCGACCUGCUCGAGCUGCUGCGGGCGCUCAACCCGCGGCGCGAGGUAGGCAAGGUGACCCUAAUCACGCGCUACGGCGCAUCGCGCGUCGCCGAGCUGCUGCCAGCGCACGUGCGCGCCGUCGAGGGGAGCGAAUACCGCGGACGCGUCAUCUGGCAGUGCGACCCGAUGCACGGGAACACGCGGACGGUGGUGGUCGAGGGCGAGGCCGCCGGCGUCAAGACUCGGCGCUUUGGUGAUAUCCUCGAGGAGCUGCGCCAGACGCUCCGCGUGCACCGCGAGCUCGGCCUCAGCCAUCUCGGCGGCGUGCACCUCGAGCUGACGGGCGACGCCGUGACCGAGUGCCUCGGCGGCAGCGAAGGGCUUGCCGAGGACGACCUGUCGACCAACUACACGAGCUUCUGCGACCCGCGCCUCAACGAGCGCCAGGCCCUUGAGCUCGCUUUCCUGAUCGCAGACAGCUACCGCCAGGAACGGGGCGAUCUCGCAGGCCAGAGACAGCAGUAGUAGCGGGGGCGGUAUCGGAUGGCUACUUUUUUAGGGUUUGGCAGUGUCUUCGCGGGUGGGAGGAACAUGAUGAGACGAAAUGCGGCAUAGUGACUCGAGAGGGACGCAGGGGCAUUUUGUCUCUCAUUGCAAUGAUGUACCCGUAAAAAGGGAAAAGGGGGUGGAGAAUAACGUGUUGCUACACGCAUGAGGUGAGACAAUCGACGAACUUGCAUGUACCUAUAUUAUCUACCUCCGUAAAUACCAGACCGGCACACCGGUUAGGAUGCGGGAACAACGAUGAAGACGUAUUUCUCAAAACAAUUCACGAUAUCGCCGUCGACGGG
Durotheca rogersii is the source of this 2367-nucleotide messenger RNA. RefSeq names its product 3-deoxy-7-phosphoheptulonate synthase. Bases 536 to 2041 code for a protein of 501 amino acids. The record is from RefSeq and is a predicted model, not a curated record. Gene Ontology annotation, molecular function: 3-deoxy-7-phosphoheptulonate synthase activity. The transcript has 2 exons. NCBI's taxonomy places the organism in Eukaryota, Fungi, Ascomycota, Sordariomycetes, Xylariales, Xylariaceae. Gene Ontology annotation, biological process: aromatic amino acid biosynthetic process.